This is a messenger RNA of Exophiala aquamarina CBS 119918, 690 nucleotides long. RefSeq lists its product as uncharacterized. The record is from RefSeq and is a predicted model, not a curated record. Lineage: Eukaryota; Fungi; Ascomycota; Eurotiomycetes; Chaetothyriales; Herpotrichiellaceae. The transcript is spliced from 2 exons. The coding region runs from base 1 to 690 and encodes 229 amino acids.
AUGGAUAUGCACAUAGCCUCACCGACCGUGGCAUUUCCCUCGGCCUGCACGCAAAUGAUAGUGCUUCGACUCCGUCCAGGAAUCUCAGUGAAGGAUUUUCAGGGAGCAAGCGUUUUGAAAGAGGUCAUCGAGGACCUCGAGAAACCUCCAGAUGUUCGACGGGUGUACUGGGGUACUGGGCUGGAAACACCGAAUAUGCUACAUCUUCAUGUUGUAAGGGAGAGAUUACACCAACAUUAUGAUUUUUUGGCUUCAUCUAGCUAUGUGGGCUUGAAGACCAAGUUUGGCUCUAUAACUGAAGGCGAGCCCACCAUUCGACACGCUUUCUUGGUCGAGUACACCCCCGAGUGUGAAUCGCUCGGCAGAGGCGCCCCCUUCACAGGGACAGCAAUAUAUGUUGACACUGACGGUGCAUGGGACCAUGCAUGGCAACUAUGGGCAACCAUUGUCCCCCGUGUCAAAGGUUGCAUGGGUGUCGCUGGAGGAUACAUCGUUGAGCCGAUAGACGGCCACGAGAGGUGUUUCAUUGCAUGGGUGGGCUGGAACACAACAGAGGAGCACGAAGCGUACCAUCAUACGAAGCAUUGGCGCGACAGGCGUGCGAUUCUGGAACAGGGUCACAAAGGAUACAGGGAGUAUUGCCAUGUAAUGUUUAACAAUAGCCAUUCGCCACCGAAAAGCUUGCUAUAG